AUGCCUUCCACGUGCGAAUUUUAUUUGAGCAAACCCGAUGCGGUUUACCACAGUGGAGACACUGUAAGUUGUACGAUUGUUUUGAACACUACCAGACCCAAGGAUGUAAAAGAUAUAACUAUCACAUGCUUUGGACAGGCAAAAGUAAAAUGGUCUAAAAGAAAACGGUAUAGAAAUUCAUAUCGUAACAUAGAUUAUAAAGCAAAAGAACCGUACGUAGACAACACUGUAACAGUAAGUCGCGAAGGAACUCUCCCUGCAGGAACUCAUACAUAUAACUAUGAUAUAGUUCUACCUCCAGAAAGUCGCGCCUCUUUUGAGAGUCGUUAUGGUCACAUACGCUAUGAACUUAAGCUUAAAUUAACAAGACCUUAUCGAUUCAAUAAUGAAUUUACUAAAAUACUGACUGUAAUUAGUAAACAAGAUUUAAAUCUAAACCCAGUUUUAAGGAUACCUAUUGAAAAUGAGGAAAUAUUAACCUCAUUUUGGUGUUGUGGUACGGGUAUAAUUAAUACCAAACUUAAAAUUCCGUUUGGUGGCUAUGCUCUAGGUCAGUUUGUCGACUACUCUGUCCAUGUACAAAAUGAAUCAAAGAUCGAUAUUAAUAGGUAUACCAUAGAAUUUAUUCGAAAAAUAACCUUUACUGCCCAUAAACCCAAAUUCAAGACACGGGACGAGGAGACAACUUUAUACAAAAAUUCAUUUGCUGUUAAAUGUUUACGUUUGACUAAUCGUAUUUUUGAUGGCAGCUUUCCUAUACACGAUACACCUGCCUCCACAGCAGAUGAAACUAUAAUAAGUGUUCAAUAUUUACUAAAGGUUACCUUAAAUAUGGCUUGUAGUAAUGCUGACACAAUAACCAUUCCAAUAUUUGUUGGAGAUGUGCCACUCAGAGAGUCAACAUCAACAGAACAUUUGGAAACUGAUCGUCUUAUUGCCCCUGUAGUGGAAGAACUGCCAUAGGGGCAAUGGUUUAUCA
Molecule: messenger RNA, 979 nt
Organism: Calliphora vicina (urban bluebottle blowfly)
Lineage: Eukaryota; Metazoa; Arthropoda; Insecta; Diptera; Calliphoridae
Product: arrestin domain-containing protein 17-like
Exons: 3
Coding region: 1-963 (320 amino acids)
Biological process (GO): protein transport
Cellular component (GO): cytoplasm
Source: RefSeq, a predicted model, not a curated record